Ambispora leptoticha is the source of this 354-nucleotide messenger RNA. The record is from the annotation of a GenBank genome assembly. NCBI's taxonomy places the organism in Eukaryota, Fungi, Glomeromycota, Glomeromycetes, Archaeosporales, Ambisporaceae.
AUGCAAGAAUCAAAUAAUUCAACUCGAUUACUUUAUGAAUCUCCACCAGGAUCACUAUCAAUGUUCAAUGAUUUUCUAGAACUUGAUUCUUCUACCGAGUUUAUUGACUCACAUCAUCCAACAACAGAAUCAAGGGACAUUUUCUCAUCACAAGAAUUAGAUAAUCUAUUCGCAUCGCUGACCAAAGCAGCGGCUGGAUGUGGAACAAGUGAUUGUUGUGUUGAUGAUUUACAGGAACGAGAGUUUCAAGAUGAUGACGGAAUUUGUGCUCUUUUGUCGGACAUAAAUAAAAGAGAAGAGAUGGAGAAUUUAGAUAAAUUAGCAGAUACUUUUGAUUCUAUCGCGAUAGUUUAA